Molecule: messenger RNA, 4099 nt
Organism: Tachysurus fulvidraco (yellow catfish)
Lineage: Eukaryota; Metazoa; Chordata; Actinopteri; Siluriformes; Bagridae
Product: leucine-rich repeat transmembrane protein FLRT2
Exons: 2
Coding region: 970-2961 (663 amino acids)
Molecular function (GO): protein binding
Source: RefSeq, a predicted model, not a curated record
ACACACACACAGACAGACACUCACAUGCGCGCGCGCAGGAACAUUUCGGCACUAUGCUGCCGCUGCAAACGCCGAGCUUUACACCAAAGGAGUUCCACCAUCCCGGAGAGCGACAUCACCUUUACUGAUGACUUUUUUUGUUGUUCUUGUUCCAUCCAGACCGUGGAUAAAACUAAACGAUGCACGGUUUCCGAAGCCGAGCAAUCUCAGGAGCGCGCGCACUGCGCUCUGCACGCGCCAAGACUAAAGACUUAACACCAGAUCUAAAUAAAUCCACUUCUGGAUUUUAUUCCCAGAGUUCCACAACGAGAUCUUAGAACUCCCGACACGACAUGCGCACGGAAUUCUUCAUCCUAACCUCAUUUUAAAACAUUGCACUGGAUGAAAAACCCGCUCUGUUUAUUUGUGCGUAUGUGCGCGCGUGGCUAUAGAUCUAUGUAUGCAUGUGCGCGAGCGUGUAUGUUUAUUUCAUUCACGGGAUCCAUAUUUGCAGAGAAAACACCCUGGAGCUAUAGGACAGGUUUAAAAUCCAACAUUCGUGCAGGGAAAUGGACCCAAAUGCCCCAUGCGAGCGAAGCUGUGUCAUUCAGAGAGUGGCCGGCUGUGACCAGAGAGGAGCUUGUCACUGAUAAAACUGCCAAACGUGCUGUUUUGGUCCACAUAUUUAAAUCGGCCUUCCCUGGCCUCCGACUGAAAAUGUGAUGAGUUUGGCUAUCACUCUCAACCCAAGCAUGGAUGGAGGCAAGCAAGGGCGUCACACAGGCUAAUGAGACCAUUGGUCUUGUGUUGGGAGGGCUUAGGAGAGCCAAUUACAGGAGGAUUACCCACUUUUCUCCAGCAUAGCUCUGCCGUGGCAAGCUUCAAGAGCCGUUAAAAACUUGGUGGAAUUUAUUUUAUUUACUUUUUUUUUUUUAAUUGCUUUACACUCGCUGUCCCUCUGAGCUGUUUGUGUUUUCUCCCCAACCAAAAAUGGAGAUACAGAUACGAAUACGGAAUAAGGAUGUGAUGAUCUUUAUUAGACCAUGGAUACCGAUCCUACUAGGCCUUCACAUGCAGUUCUCCUGGGCUACGACGUGCCCAGACGAGUGCCGCUGUGACAGGACCUUUGUGUACUGCAAUGAAAGGAGCCUAACAUCAGUGCCUCUGGGGAUAGGUGAGGGUUACAAAACCCUCUACCUCCACAACAACCAAAUCAACAAUGCUGGAUUUCCGGCAGAGCUGCACAGCGUUGCAUCUGUAGAGACGGUAUAUCUCUACGGCAACCAGUUGGACGAGUUCCCAGUCAACCUGCCUAAAAACACGCGGGUGCUCCAUCUGCAGGAGAACAACAUUCAGACAGUUUCACGUGGAGCACUGGCCCAGCUCCUACGCCUUGAAGAACUCUACCUGGAUGACAACUCUAUCUCCACAGUGGGUGUGGAGGAAGGGGCGUUCAGGGAAGCCAUCAGUCUCAAAAUUCUCUUUCUAACCAAGAACCAUCUCAGCAGUGUGCCCAUCGGUCUCCCGGAAGAGCUCAAGGAGCUGCGUUUGGAUGAAAACCGGAUAGCUCUCAUCAGUGAUGAUGCCUUUGAGAAUGUGACAGGGCUUGAGCUCCUCCUUCUGGAUGGAAACCUUAUGACAGAUGAAGGCCUGGCACCAGGAGCAUUUCAGGGUUUAGGUAACCUUAAAACCCUGUCUAUGGCACGCAAUUCCUUGACGGUCCCUCCCCCUAACCUGCCCACCCAGUGUUUGGUCAAGCUCAACUUGCAGGAUAAUCUGAUGAAUGAGAUCCCUUUGACGGCCUUUCAUGGCCUGCAUCGCCUCGAAAGACUGGAUAUUUCCAACAACCAGCUGCAGUCUCUCACACAGGGAGUCUUUGAUGGUCUCCUUAGCCUCAGACAGCUCACUGUUCGAAACAAUCUUUGGCUCUGUGACUGCAACAUAAAAUGGGUCAUAUUGUGGUUAAAGUCCUUGCCAGCCACGCUCAACGUCCGUGGCUUCAUGUGCCAGAAGCCUGAGAGUGUGCGUGGUAUGGUAAUCAGAGAGCUAAACUUGGAGAUAAUCCAGUGUCCCAGCAGUACAGCCAUAGUUCCACGAUCAACACAACAGCCCACACACCCCUCUUUGCCUACUGCUGAGUCAGCCACUGAAACAGGCUUCUCGACCCCAAACUAUGUCCAUACUCCCAGCUCUGCACCCAUGCCACCUGCGCUGCCAACCAAGCAUGAAGAUAAAGAACCGAGGACCGAGAUCCCUGAGGAUCCUGUGCAGGAAUCACUCCGUGUUUCCUUCAUCGUCUUAAAUAGCACAUGCGUCCAGGUGAACUGGAUAUCUACCUUCACUGUCACAGCAUACAAGGUGACCUGGGUCAAGAUGGGUUACAGUUUGAUCGGCGACCCUAUGCAGGAGACUAUGGUUGAAGGGGAGCAACAGAGAAUACACUUGACCAACCUGGAUCCCAAAUCCGUCUACCGAAUUUGCGUGGAUCCUCUGGAUGCUUUCAACAAUUAUCACACAGGAGAAGACACGAUUUGCUCAGAGGUGAUGACCAAGCCGGCCUCCUACGACUUGGACGAGAAGGCAGAGCAGGCAAGCCAACAGGACAUCAGCUCAUCUCUGCUGCUGGCUGGCCUGAUCGGAGGGGCCGUGCUUGUCGUCCUGGUGCUGAUGCUUAGCAUAUUCUGCUGGCACAUGCACAAGAAGGGACGGUCGUCCUCGUCCAAAUGGAAAUACAACCGAGGGAGGAGGAAAGACGAUUACUGUGAGGCAGGCACAAAAAAGGAUAACUCCAUCCUGGAGAUGACCGAGACUAGCUUUCAGAUAGUUUCUUUGAACAACCAACAGCUCCUUAAAGGGGACUACCGAAUUCAGCCCAUUUACACUACUAAUGGAGGCCAUGGCUACAGUGACUGCGAAGUGGCCAACAACAGUACAAGCUACAGCAAGAAUAGCGUUCCAGUUUCUAACCCUUGCCAUACAUGAUGGUUUUCGAGAAGGUAUUAAUCCUUUGUAUUAAAAAUUUCGACUUAAAUACGCUGUACAGUAUAUAUUUCAAAGAUGAACUGUAAAUGCUGUAAUUUAUACUCUUAUCAGUGAUAUCGCCUUCUUUUGUAUUCCGAGUAAAAUGCAAAAACAAUUUAUGAUGUACUAGUUCCUCCUGUUGUAUUACUACUGCGCUUGUAGGAAUCCAUCUGAGUAUCAUAAACUGGAGUAUGUAUGCAGAUAAUUGUUUACAUUGUUGUGCACAAAAAUCACAGAAAGUGCCCAGAAAUAUAUAGAUGAUUAUCUAGAUUUUGGGGGGAAAUGAUGGUUAGUAAGGUCCUGAUUGUGAGUAUGCGUGAGAAACUGAUUCACAUUAUUUAUGCUUGUCUGACUUCUUUGUUCUUUAGUUGUACCACAAUAUGGCAUUUUUUUCUUUCUUUCUUUCUUUCUUUCUUUCUUUCUUUCUUUCUUUCUUUCUUUCUUUCUUUCUUUCUUUCUUUUCCUUACAUUAAUCAGCACCUUUUUUCAAGCAUUGUUCAUUAAUCUGACUUCCAGAUUCAGCUGUUCAGGUUAAGUGGUCUGCAAAAACCGAAAAAAUUCUACCUGCCAAAAAAAUUGUACCUGCCUGAUUUGUUAAGCGAAGGAGAAAAAAAAACGAGGCGGGUGAUGAAAGACGUACUUACCGUGUGUACAUUUAAUGAAUGGGGGAAAAAAAAUUAAAUGUAUUCCACUGUGAAAAACCACAACUGCAAAGUUUGAAUUAGCACAGUCUGACAUUUUAGCUGUACAGCUCUCUGUAAGGAAGACUGAUGAUAAUUGUCCAUUAUCAUUCUGCUUCCGGAGGCAACUUUGUUCACAAACGGCUUUGUGUAUUUUUUAUUUAUUUAUUUGUUUGUUUUUUUUUGGACUAAAUUGGCCAGGUAAUUGUGUCGUAAAGCAUUAGACUGGAAUACAUCAGAUCAGGAAGAUUCAUUGCUCGGCUGGUUUUGAAGGCUUCUUAUGCUAAUUGUCUUGCUCUGCAAACAACUUUGUGAAACAUAAAUAUCCAAAAUAUGACCAGGUAUUGUUUCUUUGCAUAUAACCAUGCAUUAUUUCCAAGAAUAUCAAUAAACGUUGUCACGAUGUUGACUAGAAGAAA